UUCGUCCAUGCCGGCGUCGAUGCGUCGAACGUGCCGACCGGCAUGGCCACUCUGAACUCGACCGUCGAGUUCACGUACCGUAACACCGGGAGCUUCUUUGCCGUCGACGUGACGUCGACACCAUUAAGUCUCAACUACUACGGAAUCACCGUGGCCAGCGGAAACAUGAGCCAUUUCCACCAGUCAAAGCAGAGCCAGAGGGUGCUCAACGUGGUGGUGAUGGGGAAGCAGGUGGCGCUCUACGGCGGAGGGCCGGGUGUCAGCGGCACGGGCCCGGUGAACAUGACCCUGAGCUUCACGGUGAGGUCAAAAGCUUACGUGCUGGGAAAGGUGGUCAAGUCCAAGUUCCACGACGAUGUGCGGUGCUCGGUCGUGAUGGAUCGGACUGAGCUCGGCAGAGCAGUCUCUCUGAAGAACUCGUGCCGAUAAAAUCUCGAGAGGUAAAUGGAUGCUGAAUCGAGGCUUAGGGAACACUAAGGGAGAAAGGCUCCUCAAUUAAGGAACGUAAAGUUGGGUGAAGUAAGCCUAGUACUA
Musa acuminata AAA Group (dessert banana) is the source of this 534-nucleotide messenger RNA. RefSeq lists its product as uncharacterized. NCBI's taxonomy places the organism in Eukaryota, Viridiplantae, Streptophyta, Magnoliopsida, Zingiberales, Musaceae. The record is from RefSeq and is a predicted model, not a curated record. The transcript has 2 exons. The coding region runs from base 43 to 429 and encodes 128 amino acids.